This is a messenger RNA of Manihot esculenta (cassava), 1247 nucleotides long. Its product is annotated as nuclear pore complex protein NUP35. The record is from RefSeq and is a predicted model, not a curated record. The transcript is spliced from 4 exons. Bases 150 to 1148 code for a protein of 332 amino acids. Gene Ontology annotation, biological process: NLS-bearing protein import into nucleus; nuclear pore organization; regulation of DNA-templated transcription. Gene Ontology annotation, molecular function: phospholipid binding; structural constituent of nuclear pore; single-stranded DNA binding. Gene Ontology annotation, cellular component: nuclear pore nuclear basket; nuclear pore central transport channel; nuclear membrane. NCBI's taxonomy places the organism in Eukaryota, Viridiplantae, Streptophyta, Magnoliopsida, Malpighiales, Euphorbiaceae.
UUUUGAAUCACAUUAGAUUGAGGUUUAGUUAGGGUUUCAAAUUUUCGUUUUUCGGCUCCAUUUUAGCGGACUACUCCCAUCUACGGCUUUGAGGACUGGGAAGGAAAACCGUAAAAACCCAAAUCACAAUUCACAGAAGACAUUACCAAAUGAGUACUACGGCGCAUAGAACUCCCAAAUCCUCUGGGAGUCGGUCAUUGUUUUUCCAAGAUUUGGCUUCCCCUGUGUCUACCCACAAAGGGAAAUUCUCAACACCAGGUCAGGCAGCUGCAGUAUCUGCUUUAUGGCGUGAGAAUUUUGGUGGUUCAGAUCUUCCACCCCCUCCCAUGUAUACCUUGGAGGACCGUUCAGAUUUCUCUCCUGAGUCUGGAAUUCCUGAUUACCCUCUUUCCCCAGAAAUCAAAUCAGUCCCAAGAACUCCAUUCCAGAGUUCUGGGAGGGACUCGAUGACUCCAGGGAAAGGCAAAUCUGAGGCUAGCACAUCGUUUGCAUUGAUGAGUGGUCACCAUAACCAACAGGGUUCAGCAAGUUCAGCAUGGUGGUCACCAACUAAGGCUAGUAGCAGUGAUCAAGAAGAUAAGGGGAAAGGUUCACCGGUUGAGGGUGUGGUCCAACCUGGUGCCUUAAUCACACUGCCUCCUCCAAGGGAAGUUGCAAGGCCAGAGAUGCAGAGGAACUGCUUGCCUGCAGGGAAUCUAGAUGAGGAGGAAUGGGUUACUGUUUAUGGGUUCUCUCCUGGUGAUACUAAUCUAGUUUUGCGGGAGUUUGAGAAAUGUGGUGUGAUCUUGAAACAUGUUCCUGGUCCAAGGGAUGCUAAUUGGAUGCACAUUCUUUAUCAGAAUCGAUCUGAUGCUCAGAAGGCUCUGAGUAAGAACGGGAUGCAAAUAAAUGGGGUGCUAAUAGUAGGAGUGAAGUUAGUAGAUCCCAUGCAACGUCAGGCAUUGAAUGAAAAGCUCAACAAUCAGGGAUUCAUGACUUUACCCCCAACACCAUCUUCUAGAAGCGCAGAUUUGAAGACAGUAAGAACUGCUUCUCGCCCCUACUAUCUUCAAAAUGGAAGUGGCAACGCCCAGCAAUCAGGAGGUGCCAUUGCUUCCCCAGCCAAGUCUCUAGUGUCCAAAGUCUUUGAUGUGAUGUUUGGCGUUUAGGUUGAUAUUUUGCUUACACAUAGCCUCCUCCAAUUCUUCUACAUUGAGAUACAUAACGGCUUUGGCAAUUCAAUUAUGAGGUUGAGAGUUUUCCUUUUC